Messenger RNA from Diuraphis noxia (Russian wheat aphid), 562 nucleotides. It is a transcript of the gene cpa, whose product is annotated as F-actin-capping protein subunit alpha. Lineage: Eukaryota; Metazoa; Arthropoda; Insecta; Hemiptera; Aphididae. Gene Ontology annotation, biological process: barbed-end actin filament capping; actin cytoskeleton organization. The record is from RefSeq and is a predicted model, not a curated record. Gene Ontology annotation, molecular function: actin filament binding. Gene Ontology annotation, cellular component: cortical cytoskeleton; F-actin capping protein complex.
AUGCUUGCGCACACAGUACGCGGUUACCCAAGCCAGCUGGAAAGGCUGGACUCGAUAGAAACCGAAAACGCACUCUCUCAAGCACUAAGAACACCGAACAUCGCAUAUUGGGAGACAACUUUUGCRGUAGACCGCAUAUUGGGAGAUAACCUAAUUAUUUAUAUAUAUAUAUAUAUWUUUUAUUGGAUUAAAAGGAAUGGUCGUUGGCGGUCUCAGUGGACUCUUACUGUUGGGCCAACUAAUAUAGAUAUUUUUGGAUUCUUACGAAUUCAUGUUCAUUAUUAUGAAAAUGGUAAUGUUCAACUUGUAGCAUCUAAAGAAGUAAAGGAAUCGGUUGCGUUAACAACUGAUGCUGUGAAAGAAGUUUUGAAAAUAGCAGAAGAUGCUGAGAAUGAGUACCAAAUAGCUAUUACAGAAAAUUAUCAAACUAUGUCAGAAACAACUUUUAAGGCACUCCGUCGUCAGUUGCCAGUUACUAGAACAAAAAUCGAUUGGAAUAAAAUUGUUUCUUACAGCAUCGCUAAAGAGUUUAAAACUCAAUGACCAAUCAAACAGUUAAUAG